This is a messenger RNA of Echinostoma caproni, 360 nucleotides long. The record is from the annotation of a GenBank genome assembly. Lineage: Eukaryota; Metazoa; Platyhelminthes; Trematoda; Plagiorchiida; Echinostomatidae.
AUGGAUGCGGCGCGAAGAGGUUCGGAGGAAGUGGAAUGGGGCGCCGCGAACGACGCCCCGAUCGCGAGUUUCGACAUCUCGACCGACAGCCAGAAGGCGUUGCGAAGCUUCCAAACGGCGCAGCUCGGAGUUGGUGCGGAUUCCCUGUCGCACCAUAUUGGAUCGAGCGCAGCCAACUUUGAACGACGCUACUCACUGGGAACUAUUGCUGGAGCGUUACGUGGAGUCUGCCGGACAAUCCGCGGGAUAAGGUACGAAUUGUCCAAGCGCAGCGUGACAUGGAUUUAUUCACGCUGGCUGAAGCCGAGGCAGUUAACCGAUCACGAAGUUUCGGUUUUCCAGACUCACGAAGCCCGAUGA